Messenger RNA from Prunus armeniaca (apricot), 1035 nucleotides. The record is from the annotation of a GenBank genome assembly. Lineage: Eukaryota; Viridiplantae; Streptophyta; Magnoliopsida; Rosales; Rosaceae.
AUGAGAAGCUUGUCUUCUCUCUGCCGGAGUAGCUGGUUAUCGAGGACAAGAAGAGAAGCUCCACACUCAAUCUUAUUCUCAAAUACUCUCUGUACUGACAACAGUGAUGGGGUUCAAAGCUCAAGGAUCAAGAUCUUCGAUCGCCAUUUCAGACGCAAACAGCUUGAUCGAGCUGCUUGGUUGAUGCGUUCGAAGGAUUCUUUUGUUGAUACUGUUGCUGAGAAUCUGUUAGAUCGUUUGGAGGAUUGCAAGAAAACAUUUCCGACAGCAUUAUGUUUGGGGGGUUCGUUGGAAGCUGUCAGGCGUUUGUUACGUGGUCGUGGUGCCAUCGAAAGGCUCAUUAUGAUGUCUACAUCACAUGAUAUGGUAAAACUAUGUAGAGAUGCUGAGCAUGGUGUACAGAGUGAAAACAUUGAAACAUCGUUUAUGGUUGGUGACGAAGAGUUUUUACCUGUCAAAGAAAGUUCUCUAGAUCUGGUCAUAAGUUGCUUGGGCCUUCACUGGACAAAUGAUCUUCCAGGAGCCAUGAUACAGAGCAGAUUGGCAUUGAAGCCAGAUGGCCUAUUUUUAGCUGCAAUUCUUGGUGGAGAAACCUUAAAAGAGCUGAGAAUAGCAUGCACAGUGGCACAAAUGGAGCGUGAAGGAGGCAUCAGUCCACGAAUAUCACCUUUGGCACAAGUGCGGGAUGCAGGCAAUCUUUUGACCAGGGCAGGUUUUUCCCUUCCAGGUGUUGAUGUUGAUGAAUUUGUAGUCAGAUAUCCAAGUGCCCUGGAUCUUGUAGAACAUCUGCGUGCCAUGGGUGAAACCAAUGCCCUUUUACAAAGGAACACUAUUCUAAAGAGGGAAACUGCUCUGGCCACUGCUGCAAUUUAUGAUUCAAUGUUUGCAGCAGAAGAUGGCACCAUCCCUGCAACCUUCCAGGUUAUUUAUAUGACAGGGUGGAGGGACCAUCCAUCUCAGCAGAGGGCAAAAAGGAGGGGCUCUGCAACUGUGUCCUUUCAGGACAUCCAGAAGCAAUUUGGAAGUGAAAGUUGA